UUGUUGAUUUUGUAGGUAAACAGUAUGGAUCUAUAUAUAUACAUUUUGUAUGCAUACACAUUUAUUAUCAUUUAUUAUUAAAUUUCAGGGAACUGGUAUCUUUUCUGUUGUAUUUUAUGAUGAUGUAUAACUUUAUUUUAGAUGAGAUUGCUUAAUCUUUUAUAAGUAGCAUGAAGUAAGCAAUGGAAUAUACAGGUAGCAGUUACAGUGGUGACUAUAAAAAUGGAAGACUGGAAGGGAAAGGAAAUUACCAAUUUCCAACUUCAGUUGGAACCAAAUAUGUUGGUGACAUGAAGGAUGGAAAAUUUCAUGGUGAAGGUACACUGUACUUUACAAAUGGAAGUAAAUAUAAGGGACAGUGGAAAGAUGGACUAUGUGUUGAAGGUCAGUAUGUAUUCGCUGAUGGACUUACAUUUGAUGAUGCAGAGUGGAAGUAUUGCGACGGUUACGAUCGACGAUUUUACACUGAAAUUUGUGAAGGCCUAAAACCAGCCGGUCAGUCCCAAUUAACAAAUAUUGUGCCACCCAGAGAAAUACCAAAGAGAUGUUAUGAUUGUGGUGAUGGGUUUUACGAUCCUCAGACUCAUAUUGUGUCUGAUUACAACAACAAGUUUUUAAGAAAUGCUGAUGACGAUGAGCAUGAGUGGAUUGUCAAACACUGCAGAAGAGGCUGGGACGAGCGCGUGGGUUAUAUUAAAGACUUCCAUACGAAAAAAUGGUAACGACAAUCGCGUGUAUACUUAAAUUUGUAUAUUUUUCUAAUUUAUCUGAGUUAAAUAUAAAAUAGUAUUUUUGAA
This is a messenger RNA of Hydractinia symbiolongicarpus, 797 nucleotides long. Its product is annotated as MORN repeat-containing protein 5-like. NCBI's taxonomy places the organism in Eukaryota, Metazoa, Cnidaria, Hydrozoa, Anthoathecata, Hydractiniidae. The record is from RefSeq and is a predicted model, not a curated record. The coding region runs from base 183 to 722 and encodes 179 amino acids. The transcript has 6 exons.